AUGGAACUCAACCGAGAACAUUUUCGCGCCAUAAUUUAUUACAACUUUCAGAGACAAUUAUGGCAACAAGAAUGCCUUGCUGAGUUACUGUCUGUUUUCGGCAACGAAGCGCCACAUCAGUCGAUAAUUUCCCGUUGGUAUGGAGAAUUCAAACGUGGACGGGUGAGUCUUAGCGACGAUCCCAGGGUGGGUGCACCAAAAACGGCAGUCACCCAGGAAAACGUCGAUGCUGUGCGCAAACUCAUCAUUGAAGAUAGACGUGUGACAUAUCGCGAGAUUCAGGCGUCCUUGAAGAUCUCAAAGACCUCAAUUAAAAAAAAAAUACUUGAAGAAUUAGGAGUAAGAAAAUUAGUUUAUCAGCAGAAAGCCGCCAGGGUUAAUUGGUGUCCAAAAACGCUUGAUCGUCUCAAUUCUGGAAACUCAAAAAAUGUGUACAGCAUUGUUAGAGGUGAUGAAUCGUGGAUUUACUGUGAAGAAAAGCCAACAAAAGUCAUCCGUUCUCGAAGUGUUUCGAAAAAGAUGGUCGCGACAUUUGUGUCAAAAACGGGUCAUAUUGCAACAGUUCCUCUUAAUGAGCAAAGAACUGUUACUGCGGAUUGGUAUACCACCAUUUGUUUGCUAAAAGUCAUCACCGAGCUUCGAAAAAUCAACCCCAAAAGAAGAAUCAUCCUCCAACAAGACAAUGCAAGCUCACACACAGCCCAAAAAACAAGGCAUCGCGAUUUAAGUCCUAACGAUUUCUUUACUUUCCCGAAAAUGAAAAACAGACUGCAUGGUCAAAGGUUCCAGUCACCAGAAGAAAUAGUUAACGCAUUCAAAAAUGCCGUUUUGGAUCUGCCAGCAAACGACUGGAAUACGUGCUUCGAAAAUUGGUUCGAGCGCAUGCAGAUAGUCCAACGGCUGAUUCAACAAGCCAAGAUCAAGGCCCACAGUACCUUCUUACAUAGAACAGACAAGCCGAUGUCGAGUCCAGAAACAAGUAUAGCGGUUCGCAACGCCAAAGACCAGCACGAUUGGUGCAGACAACGGUCACUCUGGAAUCAGGAAUGGAACAGCAUUGUCUUUAGUGACGAGUCUCGAUUUUCUUUAGGCAUGCACGAUGGUCGUGCCAGGGUUAGAAGGCGACGUGGUGAAAGGAGGAGUCCACAGUUUUUUGUUGAAAGACAUGUUCAUCACACUGUUGGAGUUAUGGUUUGGGGUGCUAUAGCUUAUGGUUCCAGGUCACCUUUAAUCUUCAUCAGAGGUAACAUGAACGCGCAGCGUUAUAUCCACGAAGUUCUAGAACCCCAUCUUUUACCCUAUCUUGACAUCCUGGCAGAUCCAACUUUCCAACAAGAUAAUGCCCGACCACAUGUUGCAAGAGUCACAAUAGACUUCUUUCAACAUAAUGAUGUCACAUUGUUACCAUGGCCACCAAGAUCUCCCGACUUAUCCCCAAUUGAGCACGUGGGGACUCUAGAAGCACUUCGAGAGGAGUUGGUGGUUGCCUGGAAUGAGAUACCACAGGAGGACAUUGACCACCUGAUCAGAAGCAUGCCUAGGCGCGUUGGAGGAUGCGUAGCACAUCAGGGUGCAUCCAUACAUUAUUAA
Acanthoscelides obtectus is the source of this 1590-nucleotide messenger RNA. NCBI's taxonomy places the organism in Eukaryota, Metazoa, Arthropoda, Insecta, Coleoptera, Chrysomelidae. The record is from the annotation of a GenBank genome assembly.